GAACAUCUAAGGUGAUUACCUUGUAUAAUAAAUCUUUGCUCGUAAACAUUCCUCCAAAAUUAAGAAGAAAAUAUCUGCAAUCCAAUCAGAGAGCGCCAACCUUCAGGAAUGGGAACUAGAAGUUUGCACCUGGCAUUAUUCUCCAUCUGCCUUAUAUUCAGCUCAGGUUUAAGAAUAUCCUAUGGUUUAGGUACACAACUGGAUGAUGUUCCUAUAGUCAAUCCUACAACUCCAGGGACAGAAAAUCCAAAUCCUUCGACAAACCCAACAUAUCAAGCACCAGACACCACAGGGCAAAACCCCCCAACCCCAAACACAAAUCCUACAACCCCAACCACAAACACAAAUCCUACAACCCCAACUACCACUCCUACGUCAUCAUCAGGUGGGCAAUGGUGUGUUGCUAAACAAGGGGCCUCAGACACUACUCUACAGGUUGCCCUUGACUACGCUUGUGGUUAUGGAGGUGCAGACUGCUCAGCAAUUCAACCAGGAGCUUCCUGUUAUGAACCAAACACUGUCCGUGACCAUGCUUCUUAUGCUUUCAAUCAAUAUUUCCAGAAGAAUCCUGUAUCUACCAGCUGUGACUUUGGAGGAACAGCAACAUUAUCAAACAAUGAUCCAAGUACUGGGAACUGCCACUGGGCAUCACCCACUUCAACAAGCACAAGCACGCCACCACCACCAACGGAUGUCAUCCCGCCACCAGCAACAUAUGAAAGUCCACCAAGUCCAGCAACUACUAUGACCCCAACUCCACCAGAUAUGACAAUGCCAGGUGGAUCAUCAGUCUAUGGUUCAGAACCAACAGAAAGCCCCAAUGCAGCCACAACUGCCUUUUCUUCCUUGCUGCUGUUGGUCGCAUGCAGUCUCCUUGUACCACUUCAAUUAGCAAAUUUUAUUUAGAAAGCAAACAAGAUCCAGCCAUUCUUUAAGUGAUAAGCUGGAAUUUCACUGUCUUCCAGCAGUUUUUGCGAAAUUUCAAGGACUCCAAGUCAACAAGUAUUUCCCUUAAAGUAAUUAGUACCAUUAUUACCUUUCAUCUAUGUAUGGCUGUUAGUUGAUCAUAAAUCCCCAGAAAUACAGUAGAGCCAAAAAGAUUUAUAGGUCUUCGUAGGAAGUUUUUCUGCAGUAUUAGUUUUCUCUUCCAUAGAGAAUCCCUGUAACUAAUAUCAGCUAGCAUGCCAUUUAAUUUAGUGAAAUAAAUACAUUACUUCACUUCUGAAAA
Molecule: messenger RNA, 1228 nt
Organism: Arachis duranensis
Lineage: Eukaryota; Viridiplantae; Streptophyta; Magnoliopsida; Fabales; Fabaceae
Product: PLASMODESMATA CALLOSE-BINDING PROTEIN 3
Exons: 4
Coding region: 109-906 (265 amino acids)
Source: RefSeq, a predicted model, not a curated record